AUGCAUCUCUCCGCGACCACCCUCCUCGCCGUCCUCCCGGCCAUGGCCCUGGCUCAGGCCUCAGGCAGCGGUCAGACCACCCGCUACUGGGACUGCUGCAAGCCGAGCUGCGCCUGGCCGGGCAAGGGUUCCUCGACGCCGGUGGGGACGUGCGACAAGUCGGACAACCCGCUCAACGACGGCGGCGCGACCAAGUCGGGCUGCGACAGCGGCGGCGGCGCCUACAUGUGCUCCAGCAACAGCCCGUGGGCCGUCAACGACGACCUCGCGUACGGCUGGGCCGCCGUCAACAUCGCCGGCAGCUCCGAGUCGCAGUGGUGCUGCGCCUGCUACGAGCUGACCUUCACCAGCGGGCCCGUCUCGGGCAAGAAGAUGAUUGUGCAGGCGACCAACACGGGAGGCGACCUGGGGAACAACCACUUUGAUAUUGCCAUGCCCGGCGGUGGCGUCGGUCUUUUCAAUGCCUGCACGGAUCAGUACGGCGCGCCGCCAAACGGCUGGGGUGACCGGUACGGAGGCGUGCACUCGCGGUCCGACUGCGAUAGCUUCCCGGCCAAGCUCAAGGACGGCUGCUACUGGCGCUUCGACUGGUUCAAGGGUGCCGACAACCCGGCGGUCACCUUCAAGCAGGUGUCCUGCCCGUCCGAGAUCUCGUCCAAGAGCGGCUGCUCCAAGUAA
Molecule: messenger RNA, 678 nt
Organism: Chaetomium globosum CBS 148.51
Lineage: Eukaryota; Fungi; Ascomycota; Sordariomycetes; Sordariales; Chaetomiaceae
Exons: 4
Coding region: 1-678 (225 amino acids)
Biological process (GO): carbohydrate metabolic process
Molecular function (GO): cellulase activity
Source: RefSeq, a predicted model, not a curated record